Mastomys coucha (southern multimammate mouse) is the source of this 8238-nucleotide messenger RNA. It is a transcript of the gene Cyld, whose product is annotated as CYLD lysine 63 deubiquitinase. The transcript is spliced from 19 exons. The record is from RefSeq and is a predicted model, not a curated record. The coding region runs from base 654 to 3521 and encodes 955 amino acids. Lineage: Eukaryota; Metazoa; Chordata; Mammalia; Rodentia; Muridae. Gene Ontology annotation, biological process: positive regulation of extrinsic apoptotic signaling pathway; regulation of intrinsic apoptotic signaling pathway; necroptotic process. Gene Ontology annotation, molecular function: cysteine-type deubiquitinase activity; K63-linked deubiquitinase activity. Gene Ontology annotation, cellular component: cytosol.
AUAGCGCCCCGCCCGGGUGUUGUUUCAGCCAAUGGGGACGUGGCACCAGCAGCCUUCUACCCAAUCAGCCAUCGCUCCUCCCUUUCUCCUCUGCUCCGCCCCUUCGCUCUCCCUUUGGCUCCACCGAGCUUGACCGAGCGGAAAGUCCCUUCAGCCAGCACCGCGCCAGCAGUCAUUGGAGGAAGGUCUGUUCCAGGAAGACCCAAUCGGAGCGCGCGCAGGGACAGAUCUCUGGAUGUUAUUGGCUAGCACGGCCUCUACCCUCUCCGCCUCCGCUCCUCCCUCCCCGCGGGCGGUCCGGAGGCGGGGCAGGUGGGGGCGGGCCCAGGUAGCAGGUUCGGCUGCACGGCGGCCCGCGCGCUUGAGCAGUGAGCCCCUAUGCCAUGGAUUCUGAACUGGCUUAUAAUAUCUGGCAUGGAAUCCUUUAAGCAGAGCAGACUUCAAAUCCGAUAGAGUAUGGUUGCUUGAUCCCAUCACAGUCCUGCCACUAGUGGCUCCUGCUGGGCACUUUGAAUUGCUGUCUUUUUACAACAUGGAUACCAGGUUGCUAAAAUCUUGCUUUGGGAUUUACAGUGAGUUCAUUUUUUGGAUUUCAUGACAGAUUUACUAGUGGUUCCUUUUUGCCAGUUAAUGUUCUGAAAGUUACUCUCACAAUGAGUUCAGGCCUGUGGAGCCAAGAGAAAGUUACUUCACCCUACUGGGAAGAACGGAUUUUUUAUCUGCUUCUUCAAGAAUGUAGUGUAACAGACAAACAAACACAGAAACUCCUGAAAGUACCCAAAGGGAGUAUAGGACAGUACAUCCAAGACCGUUCUAUGGGGCAUUCAAGAGCUCCUGCUGUGAAAGGCAAGAAAAAUCAGAUUGGAUUAAAAAUCUUAGAGCAACCGCAUACAAUUCUGUUUGUUGAUGAAAAGGAUGUUGUAGAAAUAAAUGAAAAAUUCACAGAGUUACUGUUGGCAAUUACCAACUGUGAGGAGAGGCUCAGCUUAUUUAGAAACAGACUCCGACUAAGUAAAGGCCUCCAGGUAGACGUGGGCAGUCCUGUGAAAGUACAGCUGCGAUCUGGGGAAGAGAAAUUUCCAGGAGUUGUACGCUUCAGAGGACCUUUAUUAGCAGAGAGGACGGUGUCGGGGAUUUUCUUUGGAGUAGAAUUACUGGAAGAAGGUCGUGGUCAAGGUUUCACGGAUGGGGUCUAUCAAGGAAAGCAGCUUUUCCAGUGUGAUGAGGACUGUGGCGUGUUUGUUGCAUUGGACAAACUAGAACUUAUAGAAGAUGAUGACAAUGGAUUAGAAAGUGAUUUUGCAGGCCCAGGAGAUACAAUGCAUGUUGAACCUCCCCCUUUGGAAAUAAACUCCAGAGUUUCUUUGAAGGUUGGAGAAAGUAUAGAAUCUGGAACAGUAAUAUUCUGUGAUGUUUUACCAGGAAAAGAGAGUCUAGGAUAUUUUGUUGGUGUGGACAUGGAUAACCCUAUUGGCAACUGGGAUGGACGGUUUGAUGGAGUACAGCUUUGUAGUUUUGCAAGUGUUGAAAGUACAAUUCUUCUGCACAUCAAUGACAUCAUCCCAGCUUUAUCAGAUAGCGUGACACAGGAAAGGAGGCCUCCCAAACUUGCCUUUAUGUCAAGAGGUGUAGGUGACAAAGGUUCAUCUAGUCAUAAUAAACCAAAGGUUACAGGAUCUACCUCAGACCCUGGAAGUAGAAACAGAUCUGAAUUAUUUUAUACCUUAAAUGGGUCAUCUGUUGACUCACAACAAUCCAAGUCCAAAAAUCCAUGGUACAUUGAUGAAGUUGCAGAAGACCCUGCAAAGUCACUUACAGAGAUGUCUUCAGACUUCGGACAUUCAUCACCUCCACCGCAACCUCCUUCCAUGAACUCCUUGUCUAGCGAGAACAGAUUUCACUCCUUACCCUUCAGCCUGACAAAGAUGCCCAAUACUAAUGGCAGCAUGGCUCAUAGUCCACUCUCUCUGUCAGUGCAGUCUGUGAUGGGGGAGCUGAACAGCACACCUGUCCAGGAGAGUCCACCCUUGCCCAUCUCUUCUGGGAAUGCACACGGGUUAGAGGUGGGCUCACUGGCUGAAGUAAAAGAGAACCCUCCGUUCUAUGGGGUUAUCCGUUGGAUUGGCCAGCCACCAGGGCUCAGUGACGUGCUAGCUGGACUGGAACUGGAAGAUGAAUGCGCAGGCUGUACAGAUGGAACUUUCAGGGGCACGCGCUAUUUCACGUGUGCCCUGAAGAAGGCACUGUUUGUGAAACUGAAGAGCUGCAGACCGGACUCUAGGUUUGCAUCCUUGCAGCCUGUUUCCAAUCAGAUUGAAAGGUGUAACUCUUUAGCAUUUGGGGGCUACUUAAGUGAAGUAGUAGAAGAAAAUACUCCACCUAAAAUGGAAAAGGAAGGUUUAGAGAUAAUGAUUGGAAAAAAGAAAGGCAUCCAGGGCCACUACAAUUCUUGUUACCUAGACUCAACUUUAUUCUGCUUAUUUGCUUUUAGUUCUGCCCUGGACACUGUAUUACUUAGACCCAAAGAGAAGAAUGAUGUAGAGUAUUACAGUGAGACUCAAGAGCUACUAAGGACAGAGAUAGUCAAUCCUCUGAGAAUAUAUGGAUAUGUGUGUGCUACAAAGAUUAUGAAACUGAGGAAAAUACUUGAAAAAGUUGAGGCUGCAUCAGGAUUUACCUCUGAAGAAAAAGAUCCUGAAGAAUUUCUAAAUAUCCUGUUUCAUGAUAUUUUAAGGGUUGAACCAUUGUUAAAAAUAAGAUCAGCAGGUCAAAAAGUUCAAGACUGUAACUUCUAUCAAAUAUUUAUGGAAAAAAAUGAGAAAGUUGGAGUACCCACAAUUCAGCAGUUAUUAGAAUGGUCUUUUAUCAACAGCAACCUGAAAUUUGCAGAGGCACCAUCAUGCCUGAUUAUCCAGAUGCCUCGGUUUGGAAAAGACUUUAAACUAUUUAAAAAAAUUUUUCCUUCCCUGGAAUUAAAUAUAACAGAUUUACUUGAAGACACUCCCAGGCAGUGCCGCAUCUGUGGAGGACUUGCAAUGUAUGAGUGCAGAGAGUGCUAUGAUGACCCGGACAUCUCAGCUGGGAAGAUCAAGCAGUUCUGUAAGACCUGCAGCACUCAGGUUCACCUUCAUCCCAGGAGGUUGAAUCACACUUAUCAUCCAGUAUCACUUCCCAAAGACUUGCCUGACUGGGACUGGAGACAUGGUUGCAUCCCCUGUCAGAAGAUGGAGUUAUUUGCUGUUCUCUGCAUAGAAACGAGCCACUAUGUUGCUUUUGUGAAGUACGGGAAGGAUGACUCUGCCUGGCUCUUCUUUGACAGCAUGGCAGAUCGAGAUGGUGGUCAGAAUGGCUUCAACAUUCCACAAGUGACGCCCUGUCCAGAAGUUGGAGAGUACUUGAAGAUGUCUCUGGAGGACCUGCACUCUUUGGACUCCAGAAGGAUUCAAGGCUGUGCACGCAGACUUCUUUGCGAUGCAUACAUGUGCAUGUACCAGAGUCCAACCAUGAGCUUGUACAAAUAACCAGGUCAUCUGAAGUGGGCAGAGACAGAGGACAAACCUUAGUGCUGUGUCUUCCUCCAGCUUGUGGUUGUGUCUGGCGCCCAUUGCCGGCAAUGGGUGUCUCACGUGAUGAUGGCCUUUCAGCAAAGGAUUCCUGUGUUUCCAAACAAAUUGCUUUUGUGUUCCUGAGUAUUUAAUAAGCAUUUUGCACUCUAGGAAGUAUGUUUGUGUUGAUUUUUUUAAGAAGUCUAAAUGAAUUUAUUAAUAUCUGAAACUUUAAGUUAACUGCAUUGAUAAUACGAUAUUUUUGGAAGCAUAAAAUUUUAAUUGUGAUGUCUAAAACCUCUUUUAGUCCAUUGAGGAUGUAAAUAAAUAUUUCUUCUUAUGGACCAAGGAUAUGAAAUCAUUUUUCUUUUGUAGCUAAUGAUUGCCUUGAGAAAGACAUAAUAUGGUUUUAUUAAGAGUCUACCUUUACUCCAAUUGUUGAAGGUGUGCUGAGUUUAAUUGUUAAUUUUCCUAUAUAGUGCUGAUUUCCUGCAUGUCUGUACUUUGCUGAGUUUCUGUGUUCCUGCAGCAGUGGUCAGAACAUGCUGAAAUUCCUUUCAUGGUGUUAUUUUUUCUCUGUUCUGGUUUUGAGGUAAAUGAGUGGCUCUGUCAUAAAAUGUCCAUUUUUGAUGUGUUCUUGAAGGGCUAGGGUACAAAGCAAGCAUCUCAGUCAUAGUAGCUACUGUUACUGAGCAGGCUUUCUGUAGGGGCACCUAAGAAUGGGACUCAGUGGUUCCUGAAAUGACUGAGCGAUAAGGAAAUUAUAUAUUCUUAUACAGAGCCACAGUCCAGAGAAAGUAAAGCUGGCUCAGAGUUAGUACCAACAUUUCCCUGAAAAAAUGUGUUAGGUAUUUAAAACUCUCAUCUCAAAUAAAUUAUUUUAUUUUUAGUUUAAGUGAAUUUCUCUUAAUUUAAAUAAGACUAAUGCUUUUGUUUGACUGAAGAACCUUGUACUCUCUGAUGUCAGUUUGGUGUCACUUGAAACAAUGACAACCACAUCAGCAUGUUACUGCAAUGCCAGUGAUGGCUUCAAAGGAAAAAAAUGGAUGUCAUCUUAGGACUGCGUGUACUGUAUGUAUAGACUGCGGUGGACUCUGUAGAGUGCUUGUUGUCUGAGUGUUAUUUUGUGGUAUGGCUGUCUCUCUGAAUAAUGUCAACCUUACAAAAGAGAAGGUGUUAUAUGUGUGUAGCAUAUGGCUUUAUAAAAGAUUUAAUGUCAAAAGAGUCUAUAAAUAUUGCUGUUAUUUUUAAAGGCACUUUACUCCUUGGUUUUAUUAUUCCAUUUUGCUGGCGUGUAUUAGCUUUAUAAAUUACAAUGCUCAAGACUCUUCCAUCUUGUAAUCUUUGUACUUUUGUAAAUGGAAAAGUACAUAUACUGUGCACAGACUUUUAUAUAACUGAGUGCCUAGACUGGGUGGUGAAGCUAUGACUAGAUAGCGUGAAGUCCUCCAGCUGUAGGCUGGCCUUGCCUGCAUCAUCCUGGGACAGGUGAGAAUGGUGAGCACAGGGUCUAAGCUUGCAGACUGACCAGAAUUCAGUCACCCUAUAAUAAGUAUGUAUUUAAUGAGUCUGUUAAUGUGACUUUGAGCAAUGAUCAGGACUAUGUAUAUAGGCAAGUCUGGCCUAACAGUGAAGGGGAGGGGGCUGAGGGGAAGCCUUUUUUUUUUUUUUUUUUUUAAUUUGAGAAAUGGAGGCAAAAUCCAUGUGCAAAGAGACUGCUUACUUGGCUUUCAGAGCCGAGGACUCAAAGCUUCUUUGAGGUGGUUCUGAAGUUGGGGUGGUACUUUGUGAGUGAGGAGGGAUAUGAUAUGUCCACAGGCAGUCCUUUAGCAAGAUUGUCUAGAAAUUGCACUUUGUGUUCUUUAGCAGUAGUGGGUGGGUAGGGGCACACAGCGAAGCACCCACUUUCAGUGGCUGGGGAGGCCUGAGGACCACAGGCCAGCAGGAGCUUUCCUCCAUGUCUUCUUGUCCCUCUGGAGAGUCCUUGUCCCAGCAGAGCCUGGUUUGCUCUUGGGGCAAUAGGGUUAGACUAUGUGGUGCAGGUAGCCCCUGUGUCUGUGGAUUAAUUUAAUUUUUUUAAUCUUAGGUUUUCUGUACUGUUUUCCCAUUGCCUUUUAAAAUAUUUUGAUUGUCCUUUUCCUUAUUAAGAUAGUAGUAUAGUAGGAUUGUUUUAUUUACAAUAUGGUUUAGAAUCCAUAGCUACAAAUAGAAAAUAUAAGAAUUCUGUUUCUCUAUUGUGAGGCAAAUCUGUAUAUAUGUAUGGAGAGUCAGAGGGAUGGGCAAAGGGAGAGGGAAGGGGCCCAGGCACAUUUUUAAAUCUAGAAGCUGCAAAGUAUCAAGCUCCUCACUACCAGCUUCAUAGAGAGUCCAGUUCAAUUCACAAAGUAUUUUCUAAGUUAGGAGAAAUGCAUUGAAAACCAGAGUGAGAUAUCUGUAUAGUGCAGCUGUUGGUGGUUGCUAUGCAUCAUCCUCAGAGUAGCUUAGCGUUUUUAUUAUAUGUUUGCCAAGUGCUUAGGUAAAUGGCCAGGCUCCUUUUACCUCUGACUCAUUCUUUUUGCUACAUUCUCUCUUGAGCACAGGGGAGGACAAAGGACUGACUUCUGGAACUUGUCAAUUCUCUGGUUGACUAAAUGUGGCAUUUUCAUAAAAUCUAGGAGCAGCAGCCCUCCUAACUGCAAUCUAGUAAGCAGAUAGAUAAGCUUGCAUCUGUUUGCAUCUUCCUACACUGAGUUGGGAGUGCAAAACCCAGUAUUUGGCCUUGGUGAGUAACUGCCAACAAGUAUUUAUGGGACAUUUAUUAGGUGGCCCGCUCUCAUACAGCUUACUGCUCAGUUUCCAUACCAGAGCAUCUGUUGGUGGCUUCUUAGCCUAGGCGUAGGUGACAGGCAUGUCUUGGGACCACUUUGGGAGACAACUUAGUGUAACCUUAGUGUAAAGGACUAAGGGACAAAAUUCCUGGGUUCCAUCACUUGCUCUGUAGCCAAACAACACCUCGCUUUCCUGAGCUUCAGUGUCUUGCUCUGUCUUAUGGAGGGGUUGAAUGUCUAGUUGGAUAGGGAGAAGCCGUACAAAUUGUCAGGGUUCCAGGCCAUGCCUGAUAAAUCUGAUUUUUUGCUGAAGGUAGGAAAUUUCAACUCAGAAGCUUAUCCACAGAAACCAGCGACCAGCAGCAGGUAUGGAAUCAUAAGGUUAGAAGGCUCCAACGACCUUUUCUUCUGUUACUGUGAACUCAAUGCUGUUACCCAUGGCAGUUAUUCUAUGUAAGUGUGAAGAAGUGGUUACUGAUGCUGUUGUUGUUCUGAGCUGACAUAUGACCUGAUAGAAGUGUGUUUGGUGUGUGUUCCUUCACUCUGUAUUGCUGGAGGGAUUAGCAAUCGUAAGCAUACACGGAAGUGUCAGGCUAUUCAAUGGCAUACACUUAGAUAUUUCAUUUCACUCUAUUUCUAUAGAAACAGGUUCUGGGAGCCAAAGAAGUGAAAAAAAAAUUACUGAGCUCAUUUCUCUCUACUACCUAAUAAUGAAAACAUUUAAAUUCUUGAGAAGAUUUUUCCUCCCCACGCCCUACCCCCAGGAACAGGUCAGAAUAGAAUUUCCUUCUUAGAGAAGGUAGGUCAUGAGGCUUGCGAAAAAUAACAAGGUGACUUUCCUUGGACUUGGUGAUUCCAGCACCAUCCCCAGUUCUUCACCCAUGAAGGAAUUCUGUAGUUCCAUAGUAUAGCCAGGAUGGGUGGAGAAGAGGCUGUUACAGUGGGAACCAAUGAACAAAGAGGCUUGAAGUGUCUCUCCUGGCAGAGGACAGGACUUACAGAAGGCAAGCUCUGGGCAUCCUCUUGUUAAAGGUGUCAGAGGAUGGCUUCCUGUGAGGGGUUUCCCCUUGCUCCUGUGUGAGCAUCUGUCAGUUGUCUUAUUGUGGGGAGGUGGGGGACCUGGGUAGAGAUGUUAGGGGAAAUAGCUCAGUCAUAUUCUAAAUUCUAGAAUUGCUAAAAGGGUUUUCUUUAGUCCAAAUGCAGUGCCAGAGGGUGAGAAGGAGAACUGGCCAGUAGUGAACAGUGGCAUUGUGGGUGAUAAGUCCUUUCUGGUAGCCUUUAAUAGCAGUGCUCGUCCUCCAGCAGGCAGGGUCCUGACCUCCAGCCUGGCAGUGCUCAUGGGUUUGUUUCAGCAUAGUUUGGUUCUCAUUCUCAUUGAGGGGAAAGGGCUGUUGAUGAAGGGAUUAUUCUUCCAGGCACCAGGGCCUCCGCACAGUUCCCUGUGCUUUUAAACACUGUUGACUUUCAUUAGUUAGUUAUUCUAAAGGGAUUUAUACUGGAGACACAAAUCUCUUUGGUUUCAUAUUAUGAAACAGCUUUGUACUGUGGAAUGCUAACUCUGGAAAAUGUCCCUCAUACCAGAAACAUUCAUUUUAAAAAAACCCACUGGUACUCCCCAGGGAGAUGGUUAUUAUCAAGCUGACCCAAAGGAGCACAUUAUGUAUUCUAUUUCCUUUUCUGGUAUCUUGUUCAACAUUUUUUUUUUGCCUGAAGAACAUCAUUUUGUUUAUGAAAACAUGAAUAACAUCACAUAAAACAAUCCCUUGCUAUCAGAAUGCUCCAAUUUAGCCUUAAUUUUGUUAACCUUGGAGAGGAGUAGAGUGCUGCUGUGAAAAGAAAUGUACCAUGUACUAUUUCUGUAUCAUUAAAAUGCAAUUUUUAUGCUU